UUCGCCCGCUGCUGCCGCCGCCGCCGCCGGCCGCGGCUGCUCUCCCAAGAUGGCGGCUCCUCCGGGCGAGUACUUCAGCGUUGGGAGCCAGGUGUCGUGCCGGACGUGCCAGGAGCAGCGGCUGCAGGGCGAGGUGGUAGCCUUCGACUACCAGUCCAAAAUGCUGGCUUUAAAAUGUCCCUCUUCCAGUGGAAAGCCCAACCAUGCAGACAUCUUGCUCAUAAACUUACAGUAUGUUUCAGAAGUGGAAAUAAUUAAUGACCGAACAGAAACCCCUCCUCCCCUAGCUUCACUCAAUGUUAGUAAGCUUGCCAGCAAAGCACGGACAGAGAAGGAGGAGAAGCUGAGCCAGGCCUAUGCAAUCAGCGCUGGUGUUUCCCUAGAGGGCCAGCAGCUCUUCCAGACCAUACACAAGACCAUUAAAGACUGUAAAUGGCAAGAAAAAAACAUCGUAGUCAUGGAAGAAGUUGUUAUUACACCCCCAUAUCAAGUGGAAAACUGUAAAGGCAAAGAGGGGAGUGCACUGAGCCAUGUACGCAAAAUAGUUGAAAAACAUUUUAGAGACGUGGAAAGCCAAAAGAUACUGCAGCGUUCACAAGCCCAGCAACCACAGAAGGAGGCUGCCCUGUCAUCCUGAGUCCGCACACACGGAGGACUCUUCCAGCAUCCAGCCGACGAGGCGAUGGUGGUGGCUUCGGCGGAGGCAGGCCGGGGGAGGGAAGGGAUCCUAUAUUUCCUGUUGGCUCUUGUUAACAAAGGGUCGGCAUUUCCAAAUCUUAGACUUGAACAAACAAAACACCCAACAAAAAAGAACAAGAGAAUAAUUUAAAAGUUGAAUCAUUACUUGACUAACAGACUUCGGUCCACCAUGUCCUUUUCACAGCCCCCUUCUGGAACAGUCACCUUGUUAAUUUUAUUUUUGAAAAUUCCUUUCCUGCUCUGCCCUUUCACCUCUGACUUUCCUAGUCUGUCCCUGCCAUUCUGUUUUUAUAAGUGGCUACACUUGCCUUCUGAGUGAUCGAAAGAAACUUUUACAUCUUCUCUUCCAAAAUAAAAGUAACAAGCUGACUGUGAUACUUAA
This is a messenger RNA of Neogale vison (American mink), 1081 nucleotides long. It is a transcript of the gene LSM12, whose product is annotated as LSM12 homolog. The record is from RefSeq and is a predicted model, not a curated record. Lineage: Eukaryota; Metazoa; Chordata; Mammalia; Carnivora; Mustelidae. Gene Ontology annotation, molecular function: RNA binding. The transcript has 5 exons. The coding region runs from base 50 to 637 and encodes 195 amino acids.